Salvia hispanica is the source of this 540-nucleotide messenger RNA. NCBI's taxonomy places the organism in Eukaryota, Viridiplantae, Streptophyta, Magnoliopsida, Lamiales, Lamiaceae. The record is from RefSeq and is a predicted model, not a curated record.
AUGCCACUCGAGGAAAUACAUGAAUUGGCAUUUUCACUUGAGCUUUCGAGAUCACCUUUCCUCUGGAUUCUGAGGAAGCCACAAGGUGUGGAUAGCUCAGAUUUACUGCCUCCUGGUUUUGCCAGCCGUACUCAGAGCCAGGGUCUCGUUGUUCUCGGUUGGGCGCCUCAACAAAAAAUACUCGCCCAUCCAGCAAUCGGAGGAUGUUUUUUCCACUCAGGCUGGGGAACAUGUAUUGAAUCUCUUGCUCAUGGUCACCCACUAAUUCUUCUCCCCUUUAUAUCAGACCAAGGACUCACUGCUAAGCUGAUAGUGGAAAACCAAGCUGGAUAUGAAGUUCCCAGAAACAAAGAUAGUUCUUUUAGCCGGGACGUCGUUGCUGAAUCCAUAAGACGAGUUCUUGUAGAAGACGAAGGUGAGCAGUUGAGGCUGAAGGCUGCAGAGCUGCAAAGUGUCUUUGGCAAUCAUGAGAGUCAAGAUAAUUAUAUAAACAAAAUCAUCGACCAUCUGAAAGACAACAUGAUAAAGAAGCAAGUGUAA